AAAGGUUAACUUCCGGCUUCUAGCAAAUUCAACGGAAGUACCUCCUCACUCUCAGUCUCACUGGCUAAAAAUAUUUACUGGCGUUUCAUUUGGAAGCAAAGUAAUGGCGACUGAACUCCGUUUCCCUGACAGCCUCAUCGACGAAGAUCCAUUGAAGGCUCUCGAGGCACUGAAUGACGCCUUGCAAGGAGACUCAGACAACGCUGAGUGGCUGUGUCAGCGUGCCUAUGCCAACAUACUUCUCAAAAACUACAGCUGUGCUCUUGAUGAUGCCAAGAAAGUGCAGCAGCUGAAUCCAGGCCUUUCCCUUGCCUUCAUGCGAACAGGAAUAGCAGAGUACCACCUAAAUCACUACGAGUCAGCCCAUGAAGCCUUCAGCCAUGGACUCCAACUGGACGCUUCUGACAAAUCAUUUGAGAUUUGGAUCAAGCGAUGUGAGGAAAUGCUUGAUGAAAAGCACAACGGCAGUGUUGACGUGAAAAUACCAGCGGUGCCACUUGUGAAACAUGACUGGUACCAAACAGAAUCGCAAGUCAUCAUCUCCAUUAUGGCAAGAAAUGUACCUAAAGAUGGGGUGUGUGUCAACUUCAUGGAAAAAGAGCUCUCAGCCUCAAUAAGGCUGGCGUCAGGAGAAAACUACCAGCUCAACAUCCAUCUUCUGCAUCCAAUUGUACCACAGCAAAGCAACUUCCGGAUCCUCACAACUAAGGUGGAGAUAAAGAUGAAGAAGACAGAUGCCAUCAGAUGGGAGAAGCUAGAGGGGGAAGGGCAGGAUUCCAACAUCAAACAUUUUGUUGCAAGUCAGUACACGACAUCGCUCCACCAAAGCCGCAAAUGGGACAAGAUGGUGGUAGACAUUAACGAGGAGGAGAAAAAUGAGAAGUUAGAAGGCGAUGCAGCGCUCAACCAGCUCUUUCAGCAAAUCUAUGCGGAUGGCUCGGACGAGAUCCGUCGUGCCAUGAACAAGUCUUUUACGGAGUCAAACGGUACAGUUUUGAGCACCAACUGGAAAGAUGUGGGCAAGAGAAAAGUGGAAGCAAGCCCCCCUGAUGAUGUUGAGUUGAGGAAGAACUGAAUAUUCCCCUCCUUUUUUCUACUCCCCUUCUCUUUUUUCCCCUCUGUUUGACCUGAGUGUUCUCUAACUAACCCCGCCUGAAGUUCAGCGGGGGUUUUCGAAAUUUCCCACUUUCCACUUUACAAGGCCCUCUGGAGCUGUGGCCCUUUCGCUUAAGCCAUUCUUUCCACCAACUAGUACAGUUCAUUUCAGUUCAGCUAACCGCAUUGCAGUUAGGAAUAGCAAACACUGAUGGGUUGUGGGUGUUUAGGUAGGUGUAGGACAGCUAUGGGUCAAUAUCACUAUAAAGUGCCUCUGGUGAACAUUUGAAUACAUGCCAGUACAAAGGUGGAAAUGUGUUUCCUAUAUGUGUUUUCGAUUGUCAUUAUCAUAUAGGUGACUUAUGAAGCUAAAAGCUAAAUCUCUUUAAGGUUUUAGAGAUAUAGUCAUGAAAACCUGAAGUAGUUCAUUUUUAGUUGAAAGUUGUCUAUGUGGCCCAGUCCACGAUUGUUACCAAAAUAGUAUUUUGUGUGUAUUUUUAUUAUUUUUUUUUUUUUAUUUUUUUUUUUUUACAGAUUUUAGUCAUAAAUUCAUGACUGAAAUGCCUCUAUGGAAAGAUUUGUUUUUCGCCCAAUACAGCAUCAUAAAUAUUCAAUCAAUUUAAUUAAGCAGAUUAUGAUUACCUAUAUUGGUUUCUUACUUUGUAUAUAUAAAUAUAUAUAAAAGUUAGCUUUGGUCAAUGUCCUACAUUACCGUAAUGCAUAGCUUUCAUGAGAAUCACCUACAUUGAACAUUUACGUGGCCCUAAAGUCAAUUUGUUAUUAUGGGAUCUUUUCAGAAAUCCUGUUUUCAUUGAAGUUACUGCAAGCAUUUUGUAUUCUUUCAAUGCAGGCUGAACCAAUGCAUAGUUGCAGAAUAACUUUUCGUUGUUUUGUUUUAUAAUGUGAUUACUUUUGCUUGAAUAUUCAGUCCGAACCUGUUCACACUGUCACAGUGAAUUAUCAAUUGACAUUAAAAAAAAAAAGAUUACUAAUACAGCAAGUCCUUGAGUUACGAAUGACUUCCAUUCAUACCGUGGCGACGUAACCCGAAUUUUCGCAUUCAGACUUUACCGUUAAAAUAAAAAUUUACUUUGAAAUACAAUAAAAAUAUAAAACUACAAUACUGUAACGAAUCGGGUUGCAUGUAGUCUGUGUGGAGUGUUCUGUUUUAAAUGCUGUCCCUAAAUGCACUGUGUGACUGACCGCAAAGAGGGAGCAAAUGGCUGCAAAUACACCAUUAAAAACUCUAACAAAGUUGAUGUUGUUCUUGUAGAUGCUACAAUAAAUUAAAAUUUAAAAAAUUCGUUUCGCGUCAGGCUUGACAUGCCUCUUUUUUUUUAUAUAUAUAUAUAUAUUUUUUAUUUUCCAUAAAACCAGUGCAUCUAGCAUAGCAAAGGUUGGGUAAACAAAAUGCCAAUGAAGACUCACUUUAAAUUGUACAGCAUUAUUCCGGACAUUGCUUCAUUUCAAGACUACAUACGGAGUCAAUACACAUUCAGCAUUUGUUGUUUCUUCUGCUUGCCAUGUGGCAUGAUAGUGUUUUUAUUACAUUACAAAGAGACAGCUGCUUUUUUCCUCUUCUUUUUCCAGUCAGAGCAAUAAAUGUCAGGUUUCAUGCGGGUCCUUGAAAUCUUUGAAAACGCUUGGAUUUUACUGCCGUGUUUUCACGCCUCGAAAAAUGCUUGAAUUUUGCAUAAAGUACCGUAUUGGCCCGAAUAUAAGACAGCCCUGAUUAUAAGAUGACCCCCUCUUUUUCAAGACUCAAGUUUGAAAAAGGACUUUUUGAACCCAAAAUUAAUUUUUAUACAAAAAAUAAUUACAGUACAUCCGAAAAAUGAUUAUAACAAUAUAUUUGAGAGAAAAAGCAUGUUAUUUUGCCUCAUUCAAAUCUUAAUAUCUGAACAUUUAAAUAUGUAAACUAAAGUGCAAUCACAUUCGUAAAUGAAUGACUUCUGGUUUUUGAAAUUUAAAUAAACCAAUCAAUUGUGAUAAAACAACAAAAUUGCAAUAACUGCAUUAACCAUCAAAGUCAAGUAUAACUGAAACUGUAGUCUUGAAACAAAUCUGAAUAAGGAAAGACAUUGCAAUAAAAUAAUGCCAACUGGUUAAACUUCAGCGUAGCGGAGAUCUGUCAUGACAGAACAUCGCUUCAAUGAUAUUUGGCGCCAUCUAGCCUCGUGAAUGGGUACAACGUCUAGACCGCGAAUAUAAGACGACCCCCUGUUUUUCUGUCUUAUUUCAGUGCAAAAAACACAGUCUUAUAUUCGGGCCGACACGGUACUUGAAAAUGCUUGGAUUUGGUAGGCACACAGAAUUUCUCAGCACCCUGUCUAAAAAUCUUAGUUUUUAAAUUAAUAUGAUGAAAUAAAAGAAAUUUCAGUUAUCGUUUUUUCACGCUCAUUCUGAAAUUUCUUUCCCUUUGUCCCACGUCAUAUCGUCGCUCCCAAAAGUACAGUGCAUUUGAUUCUGUGCGUGAGUAGUUUGGAGUUAAAUCAAGCGAAGAGCAUAAAUAUCGAGUAGUCGUUAAAUGCUUACAUGUGCAUUUGUAUUAGUUUAUAACAAUGUUUAUCACACACCCAGUUCUUUUUUUUUGUCUCAUUGGUUUUGCAAUUUUAACACCCGUCUGUCAAUCACCGUUCAAUCCAGCUGGGAGUGUCUUCGCACGGCUUCGUCGCCACUAAGAUUUGGGCUAUUCACCUGGCUCUCGAUCAACGACCGUUAUUACAUAAGAAAACAGCAACAUCUUAUUUUAAGGAGUAGGAGAGUUUGUAAUAGCCUUGUAAAGAGCUUUACUAGUUUCAGCAAGAACGGAAUUUUUGUUGUUGUUGCUGUGAACAAAUGUAAAUCGAACUAUUUUUAUUUUACUAUUUUUAUCAAACUACUAAUUUGGCUUAGCAAGUGGAGGUGAGAGCCAUUUUUGAAUGUCCAAAUCUUCCAGAAAGCGCAUUUAUCAAAGUUUCCUUGGCCAUGACGUGUGUGUGUCCAUCCACUGGACAGCAUGCUAUCACUAGUUUGCCACAAAACGCUCACUGCCACCGGGAACGCACCCUCCCAGGGAGUUUCAGAAUCGCCCCCUUUAAACAAAAUUUCUCAAGCCUGCGGGGUCAUAGAUCAUUAUGGACGACGUACUUGUGAGAAGGCACCAUAUUGUAUUUCUGAAUCAUCAUUAUUUAAAAAAAAAAAAGACAUUGGGAUAACAUUUAAAAGAUACUGGAAAAACUGGAAAAUUAGUUUUGAAAGUCCUUAAAAAUUACUUGAAUCUGGCCAUGAAAUAGAUGUGCGAACCCUGAAUUUUGUCAUCCAGUCACCAAAUUCAAGCCUGUUUAAAAAUGUGCUUUGGAACCAUGCUAAAGUAAAUUGUACGUUGGUGGACAGAUGGCUUUUGUGUAGGUUGCCCCAACUUUCGAAUCAUCAUGCCACCAAAACACACAGAGCCUCCAUUUCCUAUCUUAUAAUUUGAAUAUUUUUACAUCAAAAGGAUUAGGUUGGUAUGAUUUAUGGCCAAAGGACAGAGACAGGAAAAAGGUGGAAUUCAAAUUUGAAUGUUAGACAUAAUUUUACUUUCAUAUUCCCAUCAGAAUUGGCAUUUUAAAGCCCGUCAUCACUUCCUGUUAUCAGCACUUUGUAUGAAAAUGUCAAGUUAACUAUAUGAGGUCAUUUAGAUGUUUUCAAUAACAAAUUGGAAUGAUUUUCUUGAUGUUUGUGCACAGUAAUACAUCACAGCUGCAAUAAGUGGUUGCACACUGCUCCGCUUGCUCCUAUUUCUGGUUAAGUCCAAGGUUUGAAUAAAAGAUUUCAUGUUUGUCUCACCAAUGCUACUACAACUUUUGUCAUCUUUGACAAUUGUUUAUGUCAUUUUGAAAGUUUGGGGUGGUGGGCUCAGUUGACCAGAAGAAAGGUAAUAAAGGGACGAGAGGGAGCAAAGUUUAUGAUUAAAAGUAUUAGGGUUGCAGGUAUUGAUUAUUUUUGUAGUCCAUUAAUUGAUGAACUAGUUAGUUCGAAUAAUCGAGUAAUCGAAUAAGGAACAUGAAAAAUAAAAAUACCUGAGCUGAGCCUCAGACAGUACAAAAAUAAUAAUAAUAAAUGAGGGUCUAAGUAGAACAAAAGAACAAUUGGCUAACUUACAUAGCAGAA
This is a messenger RNA of Corythoichthys intestinalis (scribbled pipefish), 5229 nucleotides long. RefSeq names its product SGT1 homolog, MIS12 kinetochore complex assembly cochaperone (gene sugt1). Gene Ontology annotation, molecular function: protein-folding chaperone binding. The transcript is spliced from 13 exons. NCBI's taxonomy places the organism in Eukaryota, Metazoa, Chordata, Actinopteri, Syngnathiformes, Syngnathidae. The record is from RefSeq and is a predicted model, not a curated record. The coding region runs from base 104 to 1075 and encodes 323 amino acids.